Molecule: messenger RNA, 1135 nt
Organism: Labrus bergylta (ballan wrasse)
Lineage: Eukaryota; Metazoa; Chordata; Actinopteri; Labriformes; Labridae
Source: RefSeq, a predicted model, not a curated record
AGAAGGGUGUGUUUUUCCUGCUGUGCUACAUUCCCACAUCCACCGUUGUGUUGAGAAAGAGAGAGCGGCAGAAUCAUCAGAAGAGCGUCUGACUUGUUGCUGCACACUCCUGAAAGAUGAAGAAGUUGAUCCUCGACGUGGACACAGGGGUGGACGACGCCAUGGCGAUCAUGAUGGCCCUCGCCGCCCCUAAUGUUGAGAUUUUGGGCAUCACCUGCUGCCAUGGGAACACCCCUUUGCAAAACGUCCUGAAGAACACGUUGCGGGUGCUGAAGGUGUGCGGCAGACUGGAUAUCCCGGUGUACCGCGGCUGUGCUGAGCCCGUGCUGGCUAUAAAACGUAACGCCGGAGAUUUUCAUGGAAAGGACGGGCUGGGGGACGCCCCGGAUCCCGACGCUCCGGGCCUGGACCUGCUGAAUAAGAGGAAUGCUGUAAAGGCCAUGAUCGAGAUUGUGAAAGAAAACCCUGGAGAGGUGAGUAUCGUUGCCACGGCGCCCCUCACUAACCUGGCUGUCGCUGCACAACUGGACUCCUCCUUCCCUAAGAAAGUGAAAUCGCUCUACAUCAUGGGAGGAAACACCGAUUCCAGAGGUAACACCACAAUCUGCGGAGAGUUUAACUUUGUCGCCGAUCCUGAAGCGGCGUUCAUCGUGCUCGACCGCUUCACCUGCCCCACCUACAUCGCCGCCUGGGAGUUCAGCUGCAGAAACAGCCUGUCCUGGUCUUUCUGUGACAAAUGGCUCUCCCAGGACACGGACAAGGCUCGCUUCAUGCAGAAGAUUUACGCUCACACCAGGAAGAUGCUGAAGACUGAGGAGUUUCAGAAGGAGAUGGUGGGCGUGUUUGGGUUCAACAGCUGUGACUGUUACGCCUUAGCUGCAGCGAUUGACGACUCUGUGGUGACGGAGAGUGAAGAGGUUGCAGUGACGGUGGAGCUGGAGGGGAAACACACCCGAGGCAUGAUGGUGCUGGACCAGUUGGACCUGCUGAAGAAGAAACACAAGGCCAUCAUCAUGAAGACAGCCGACAAGGGGAAGUUCAAGAAACUGUUGAUGAAUGCACUCGAAUAGAAAUCUUUGAAACAUGCAGGACGUAGCAGAUUAAAGAAUGAAAUAAACUCUACAGGACCAUUUAA